AUGAAGCUGCAGCAGCUGCUGCUGUGUUUGGGACUGACCCUAGUCUGUGACCAUGCAGAAGAAGCUAGUUCCACAAGACGAAACUUUAAUGUAGAAAAGAUUAAUGGGAAUUGGUAUUCUAUUGUCGUGGCCUCUGACAGAAGAGAAAAGAUAGAAGAGCAUGGCAACAUGAGAGUUUUUGUGGAGAACAUCCAUGUCUUGGAGAAUUCCUUAGCCUUUGAAUUCCAUACCGUAGAGUGCACCAAAGCAACUGUGGUUGCUUACACAACAGAGAGGGAUGAUGAAUAUUAUGCCAAUGAUGAUGGAUACAAUACGAUUUCUAUACUUUACACAGACUAUGAUAAUUAUAUUAUGUUUCAUGUCCAACAUUUCGAAGAUGGAAAAACCUACCAGCUGAUGUUUCUUUUUGGCCGAGAACCAGAUCUGAGUUCAGACAUCAAGGAAGAGUUUGCAGAUCUAUGCGAGAAGCAUGGAAUUGUUAGGGAAAAUAUCAUUGACCUCACCAACACCAAUCGCUGUCUCCAGGCCCGAGAUGGAGGAGAGGCCUGAGCCUCCAGCUUACUCAGUGUUGAGUGGAGACUUCUCACCAGAAUUACAGCAUCAUUCCUUCCUGUCCAAAAGCAUGCUGCAACAAGUUCUAGAUCAGGAAGA
This is a messenger RNA of Arvicanthis niloticus (Nile rat), 651 nucleotides long. The record is from RefSeq and is a predicted model, not a curated record. Lineage: Eukaryota; Metazoa; Chordata; Mammalia; Rodentia; Muridae.